AUUGAAAGUAGCCAUUCCAGUCUUGUCAUGUCUUCUACACCUUCGGGUGCAACUCAAUUUUAUUAUUUUUCACUGUCACUUUGUGAGUGAGGUGGUUGCAUGGACAUUGUUGUGCGAUUCCGGAAUGUCAGCAAGAAGCACCAAUGUCAAUGUCACUCGGAUCGACUGUAAAUGUGAAUGGAUUUUUACUGUACACAAUUUUACUUAAAGCUGUUCUUGCAUGCUUUUUGACCUUUUCCCUGUCCUUUAACAACUUGUCACUUUGUAUAUGUUGAAGGCACUCAAGCACUUGUUUGAAAAUACUGUUAGGUUCCCAGAAUAGUGCGAUGGUUCUGCUUGUACAAACUGUACUUUAUUAUUUUUUUCAUCCUUGUACUAUGGCACUAAAUUAGUGCUGCUUAAUAUGACAGUUUGGGUUGAAAUUUUUUUUUUAUAUAGACUAUAUUUUAUUAGGGAACAAUAGCAGGACUGUUGUCUAAAUUGGUGCCUUUAAGAGGACUUUCAAGUGGCUUUAUCACAUCGUUUCAAUUGUGACAAAUGUGCACUACUUUAAAUAAAAUCUUCAUGAAUAUUUUUUGUUUUCAAUCGACUUGACGUCACACAAUGACGUCACUUUUUCACCUCGAGUAAAUACAAGAGCUAGCUAUCAGGCAUCUUCAUUAUCCUAUCACUGCUAUCGCCCUAGCAAUCAACGAUAGCAUUAUGGGGAUUAAAAAGUGUAAAAGAAGAUCCCAUCUUCAUUAAGGAAUUGGCAGGCUGGCUGAUAACCAGAUUAGAGCUUCACCUCAAGACCUAACAAUGCCUUAUGUGUGAGGAGAAUGGGAGGAAGCGGAUCCAAAGGCAAAGGUGCUUGGCCUUUCUCGGGCAACGGGGCGGCAGGCGACUCUGCGGGUAACAGCAACGAGCAGUCGGUGGCCCGCCUCAAAUGUCCCAGAAAUGCGACGCCCUUUGUUUUUACCAGGAGGAGCUCGCUGUACUUCGAUGAGGACGGUGACCUCGCUCACGAGUUCUAUGAGGAGACGGUGGUGACAAAAAACGGACGUAAAAAGUCCAAGUUGAAAAGGAUACAAAAGAAUCUGAUUCCACAGGGGAUCGUGAAGCUGCAGCAUCCCUGUAUUCACGUCGACUUCCCCAUUGUCCUCUGUGAGGUGUAAAGAUUUCAUUUUCAUACAAAGAACUGAUGCGCACUCCUCUUUGACCAAAAAAGUCAGACAUGAUCAAGAAAAAAAGACGGGUGCUUUGGAAAAAGAAAAAGUCCAAUAUAAAGUGACAUAUCCAUGUUUUGCCAUUCACCAACAGGUGUUGCAGAUGUCAUGUGCUUACUGCCAAGCAAAUAUGGAAGCAGAUUUUACAGGGGACAUAUUAUAGAAAAUUGACUUUUUGACGGCUUGUAUAUGCAAAGCUGGAGCAUCUUAUAAUAUGAUUUGAAGAUUAAAUGUUGCCUCCAAAACAGACUUAUUAAGGGUGCGCUUUGAAUAGAGACAUAAUACAUAUGUCUCCUUUAAAAACAACACAUCGUCACACUAUGCUAUAUUUGUCCCUUGAAGUUUUAAUUUAGCAAAAAAUACAAGUAUUUUUGGGCCACACUGAAACCCCCCACCCCAAAGUGAUCAAAUUGUGGAAAGAAAUUGAGCACUUGAUUAUUAUAAAAUUCAGAUUUUUCGGACAUUCUGACUUUUUUCCUUAUGCGUGUGGAUCUAUAGUUUCUACUACAAACUCACAGUGGAAGUUAGUGUCUGCCUUAGAUGUGCAGAGGUAGCAAUUGUGUCUUCGUAUGUGUUUGUGUGUGUAGCUCAGCUUUGAAUGAACUACUGUAACGUGUAUGCGCGUGGCGAGAGGGCGAGUGAUGUUUUAUGGUAGUUAAUGUUCCUUUUGUGAGCCUUUCUCCAUCAUGUGAGAAUCAGACCUGCACUAGUGAACACAAUGCACUGUAAAUAAUUCUGAUGUGUUAGUUGGAAAUACUUGAAUAAAUAGUUUACUCAGCUGAACUUCUUUAUCAGAAUAGACUU
Molecule: messenger RNA, 2009 nt
Organism: Corythoichthys intestinalis (scribbled pipefish)
Lineage: Eukaryota; Metazoa; Chordata; Actinopteri; Syngnathiformes; Syngnathidae
Product: tumor suppressor candidate 2-like
Exons: 4
Coding region: 819-1154 (111 amino acids)
Biological process (GO): inflammatory response; regulation of mitochondrial membrane potential
Cellular component (GO): mitochondrion
Source: RefSeq, a predicted model, not a curated record